Molecule: messenger RNA, 3372 nt
Organism: Funneliformis caledonium
Lineage: Eukaryota; Fungi; Glomeromycota; Glomeromycetes; Glomerales; Glomeraceae
Source: the annotation of a GenBank genome assembly
AUGUUCGAAACCAAUCCUUAUGCGAGUGGACUACCGCAAUCAAUAGAGCUUCAAGAUUUACUUAUGUGUGAAUCACUAUUUGAUGAAUUCACCACGACAAAUAAUUUGAGUAAUAAUCCAAAUACAACGCAACCACCUUCGACUACAAUGUCGGAGUUUGAAGCUCAAAUACAAGCAAUGUUAGCUGCAAAUAGUAAUAAUAUCGAAAGUUCUAACGAUGGUCAUAAUCAAAUUUUUAAUAACUAUCAAUAUCCUGUAUCAACUUUGCCUACCGAUACUCUAUUUAAUUCAUCGGACAUAUUAGCUUCUCUAAAUUCUCAUGAUUCAUUCUUAAAUUCACCCAGUUCUUAUACUACGAUUGACGACAAUUGUUCCUUAGACACUCUUUCUCCACCACAAUUUAAUUCCUUACAAGAUUUUACUAUUUCACCGAUCGAUGCUAAUGUUCAAGAAUUUUGUCAAGACUCUUCUAUGGAAGGAUCUCCUUUUGAACUAUUAACUUCAAAAAAUGAUCUUGACGCACUUAACUUAAUCGCUUCUCAGCAGUUUGAUAAUGCUAAAAAGCGCGCUAAUUUAACAUUUGAUCGUGAUAGUAUUUCACCUGAUAAAUCAUCAAAAAAGAAGCGUAAAAAUCUAAAUAGUGUGAUUGGUAAAUCUAUUAAAAAAUCUUCCACUGGAUUGAAAUCUUCGGGACAUCCAACUUCUACUUCAGGAACUGAGUUUGUUAAAGGUGAAUUAAAUUCUUCAGAUGGUACUCAAAGUAUUGUAGUUCCUAGUUCUCCCGUUAUUUCUUCAGAUACUUCAAAUUAUGCUACAAACUCGAUGUUGGCAUUUAAUCAAGGUGCUUGGAAUCAAUCAGCUCAAACCGUUAAUCCUUCCGCAACGAGUUUCGUUCCCGAUGGGAUGAUCGAGUUUACGAAUAUACCUUUACUUGUCGCGCGUGAUAGUUCUCCUGCUGCCAAGUUGCCAAUAAAUCGUCUUAAAUCUACAAUCUCUAAUGCACAACCACAACAAAAUUUCCAAUCACAGCCAAAUAAACAACAGAAGAAAGUUGCCCAUAAUGCCAUCGAGCGUCGUUAUAGGAAUAAUAUUAAUGAUCGUAUUAAUGAUCUUAAAAAUGUUGUUCCUGCACUUUGUCAUCUCAAAAGUAAAGAUGAUGAUGAAGUCAGUGAAGUUGAUGGAAUUCCUGCUGCCACCAAACUGAAUAAAGCAACAAUUCUUAGGAAAGCAACCGAAUAUAUUAAUUACUUAAAGAACAGCAAUCAAAAACUUAAACGUGAAAAUGAUACUUUGAGGAAAUUGAUUGAAGCUUUACCCGGUGGUACUGAAUUAUAUAAUGCUUAUAUGACAGAACAAGUUGCUAACUCUAAUGAACAUAAUGAGCACACUGGACAGUAUACACCACCUACAUCAGCUGAAAGUUCUCCAAGUUCAUCUCAUCCUGGUUCACCACAUCAACAGGAUUAUGAUUAUUCUACGCCACCGACCCCUCCAACCGGAAAUACUGGUUCAAGAGCUCUAAUGGCUUUAUUCAUUUCAUUUAAUGCGAGCGAUGGUACAUUAACCAUCGACAUUUGGUAUUUGAUAAGGAUUUUCACUUUUCUCAUGUGUCUAACUUAUAUUAUUCGACCUUCACUGUUUUCAAGUCAACCACGUCGUUUACGUAAAUCAAAUUCGAUCAUCACAUCUGUAUUAACCGCUAAAACUAAAGAUGCUAAAGCACUUUAUCGAUCUCUUUCAAGUCUUUCAAAUGGACCUCCUUCCAAUUUAUUAGAACUUAUUAUUGGACUCAUUUCAGAAUCCAUUAAAUUUUCUCUGAGAAGAUUCAUGGGAUGGGAUAUUACAGGUGGUUAUACGCUUACAGAUGUUGAAGAAAGACUUAUGGAGGUAUCGCUAUGGGGAAGAAUUGGUGAGGUUGAACUAUGUGGCGGCAAUGAUAAAGCUUCACGUCUAUCAAUCUUUUACACUUGUCUUCGCACCAUUAAUCUUUUAGAAAGUUCUUAUACUACGAGAAAACAUAUCUAUCUUAGUCCGUCACGUAUUUACGCUAAUGCCGCAUUACAGAGUUAUAUUGGACUUUCAAGUUUUCCAUUCCUUGCAGAAAAAGCUGCUUCACAAUUUUGGAAAUUAGCAAAGAAAGAAAUGGGACACGGAAGUGGAAAAGAAGAAAAAUGGCUUGAAAUCGCCUUGAAUAGUGAUCAUCAAAGUGAAAUGUGGAAGGGAGUUGUUAAUAGAAUUAGUGAUUACAUUUUCCUUUAUUCAAAAAGGAAAAAUGAUGAAAAAUCACACAUUGGACUGAUGAAAAAUAUUACGAUUCCUUUAACACUUGUAACGGAUGUUCAAGCAUUAAUUUAUCUUAAACAAGCUUUUUAUAACUUUAUUUCUCUAAAAUAUACCGGUAAAAAGAAAUCAUCGAAAAAUCAACAGAAUCAACAGCCAUUCUCCUUUGUUGAAAUAGUAAGAGACACCACACCUAAUUCAUUAACACAUUGGUAUGCAUUAGUUGGUUGUAGUAUUGAGGCAUUUUCUUCAGGGCAUAAUUCACUUGGAAAAAAUUUCGUUAAUAGACUUAAAGAUUAUCCAACAAUUAAAUCAGAUGAAAAUAAUUAUAAUAAACAGAUCAUUGCUAUGGGAUUACUUUCAUAUGCAUUAUUAAUGCAUGGGAAAGUUGAAGCUUCAAUUAGAUGUGCUGAUAAAGUUAGCCUUGCGAUGGCCAAAAGAAAAGAACAAAGAAGUGAUGACGGUAGCGUAGAAGGAAAAAUUGAAUUAUUAGAUGAAUUGAAUAAUUCUUUUGAAAUAAUCCAAAUGAUACAUGAUGUUCAAGAUUUGGCAGAAUUUUGUGUUGGAUGGAUUGUAUUAGAGGCAAGAAGUUUAAGUUGGAAGAUUGUUGAAGGGCUAGCUUCUUCAAGUGAUAGCACGAAAUCAUCUGCCAAAGGAGAAAAAGAAAAUGCAUCAUCAACGAAUUUGCCUUCUACCACAACAUCGAAUUCAUUGACAACGAUGACAAACAAAACCACCACAUCCACAUCGAAUAUUACAUUACCCGAUGUUCUGGAUAGAGAAAGAUUACAAAAUACAAUAAUUCUAUGGAUAAGGUGCUUGAGAAGGUUAUCAAAAAAUUCUGUAUUUGAAGGUAUAACCAAACUACGUGAAACAUUUAUAAAGAAACUGGUUAUACUUGAAAGAAUUGUUAGUGGUGAUUACGAUGAUAGUGAUGAUGAUUUGGAAUUAUCAAGUGGUGAAUGUGAAUGUGAAUUGUUAGAUGAUGAAAAUAAUUGUCCACAUAAACGUAAUCUUGAUGAUAAUUCGCGGUCAUUGGGUGAAAGCGAAAACAGGGCCAUUAAAGCUUGGAGUAUAUUAAAAGGAAUGUAA